Molecule: messenger RNA, 679 nt
Organism: Ochlerotatus camptorhynchus
Lineage: Eukaryota; Metazoa; Arthropoda; Insecta; Diptera; Culicidae
Product: COMM domain-containing protein 10-like
Exons: 2
Coding region: 3-638 (211 amino acids)
Source: RefSeq, a predicted model, not a curated record
CGAUGGCCAAUCAACCAAACUGGUUUGUCAAUACCGAGGGCUUGUGCCGGGGAAUAGCUUUCUGCAACGAACGGCUCUCCGAUGAGUGCUUCUCCUCGGUGUUGGAAUAUCUGUUUCGUACCAUCGAUAAUCCGACAAAAGACGCCACAGGGAGCCCGACGGACUCGGAUGCAGAAACUGAGAUGGAAAACCUCCGCAUAACAGCCCAGCUGAACGAACAGGAAUUCAAGCUGGCACUGCAAUCGAUGGCUUAUUUGGUAAAGCGAUCGCUCAAGUAUAUGCUAAAACCAUCCAGUUUACAGGUCGAUCUACGCAAUUACCUCCAGUUGAGCGAGAAUAAAUGUAACAGUUUUGUCAAGUAUUGGAUCCAAUCGACGAAGAUUGUGUUGGAUGCGCUGGAGGCGGACGAUGAUAAUGAGCAUGGGAAAUCCAACCAGUUGGAGGAUGUUUCCUGGAAGGUAAGAGCGCAGCUUUCAUCCGAACCACGUCAAAAGGAUAAGCUGGCGUUGGGCCAGUUGGAGCUGAAGACCGGUAGAAGGACUGUUAAUUUGGAACUGAACAGCGGAGAGAUUGUGGAGUUUUACAACCAGCUUGAACGGAUACAAGUGGAGCUGGAUUCGUUGAAUGCUAAGGCCUAGCUUUUAGACGAUGUUGAAUGGAAAUAAAUAAACCUUUUUAA